AAGUCCUCUCUCUAUUUACCACGACGUAUUUCCGGUUUGCUCGCCUAAAUUCUGGCCUUAUUGUUUGUACGGAUCCAUUAUCCACUGACCAAGAUUGUUGACAACUAAAUGUUUGCUGAAAUGAAGAGAAUUUUUGCUUGCUAUAGUACGCGAUUUUUUUGAAAAAUCAAUCGCGUAUUUUCUAUUUUCGGCGGAUAAACACUGAUCAUGUCAACCCCUCCUAGGAUGUCAUCGCGAUGUGGGUCCAAACUAUCUACGCGUGCAAAGCAUAAUACAACAAAUGUGGUCAAUUGGUUUAAUUUAGUGAUGCAAGAAAUGCCAGACCUAAAAGAAGAAACCGAAAGAUCGUUUCUGGGAGUUGAUUGCUUGUUUUCCAAAUCAUUUUGUGUUGAAAUGCUUUUGACCACUGUUGAACAGGAAGAUUACUUGUCUUUAGAAACCUUUUCUGUUAGUAUGUCUAAUACCCAAUCGGAUAUUAACAACAUAAGUACAUUCAAUCUAUUCGAACACUUGACUACUUUGUUAAAAAAUCUCAUAAGCUUAACGAGAACUUUGCCUUCCUACAAACUCAGCAGACAGCAAGGACCUGAUUCUUUUGUGUGUUGUUAUAAACUCUAUAUGGAUGAGCCGGAUUUUAGUGGCUUGGGAAGUAGUUUUCGAACAGAACAAAUUGGCUCUGUUAGUACACCAUUGGGCACCGUUCACCUUAAGGUAGCAUACAGGGAGAAAAUGCAAUUUUCUCCUUCGUCUUCAAGACGUUUGGUAGACGAUUUAAAAGUAGAUCAUUUUAACGUUGAAGCUAGUUGCUUGAAAAGGCAGAACGAGCCUAUAAAAAUUGUUCAGUCACCUCACGCCAAACGCUCUUACCAAAAAGAGGAAACAGUCAUUAAGAGUCCUACAAGUGAUGAUGGUAGCUUGAAACCUAAUGGGCUAUUUCAGGAAAAUGGCCAAUCUAUAGAUGAUGACGAAGAGGAAGAUUGGCACUCAAUAUUACAAAAAAGAAACGUUGACAAACAGCCUGCAACCUUUUGUGAAAAUAUUAACAAUCAACAAAAUAUUCCGUCUGUAGAAGAUUUACCAUACGUAAAUUUACUUAAACUCGGUUUAGAAGCCAAUAUAAAAUCUGCCUCAGAACUGAAAAAAUCUAACCAGCCGGCUGUUGCCGAAAAGCAAAAAUUAACACCACCAUCUUCGUCAGAUAGUUCAGCAUCGAGUGAUCAAAGCGAGUUUGAUACUAAAUCAAAAUUACAUUCUAAACGGAAUGGUGGUAGUGAGUUUGUUGUAGUUGAAAAGUGCCCUUUCGCUUCUAACGACGAAAAUGAUCUAAUGGCCUUUUAUCGUCAAUUCAUGAAUCCUGCUCAACUUCAAUGUAUGAAAGAACCAAUUGACAACGGUCUAACAAUAGACGACGAAGAACCGUUCGCUUUCGAAGAAGAUGAAACUGUUAUGAAACGAUCCGUUGGAAGAACUCUUGAAGAUUUCGAACAAGAGGUUCCAAUCUUUGACGAAAUGGUUGCAAUGUUGGAGGAAAAGAUGAAAAAGUAUAAUAUGACUUAG
This is a messenger RNA of Dimorphilus gyrociliatus, 1557 nucleotides long. Lineage: Eukaryota; Metazoa; Annelida; Polychaeta; Dinophilidae. The record is from the annotation of a GenBank genome assembly.